Messenger RNA from Paramuricea clavata, 1543 nucleotides. The record is from the annotation of a GenBank genome assembly. Lineage: Eukaryota; Metazoa; Cnidaria; Anthozoa; Malacalcyonacea; Plexauridae.
AUGGAUGCAACAAAAGAAAGUUGGGAAAAUGAAGUAGUUGAAAAACUCGUUGAAGUGUUUAAAAACAAGGAAGACGAUUUAUGCAGAAUACUGUUCUUCCUUGAUAAAGAAGAUACAGCUUACAAAGACAACGUCGAUCGACCGUACUCGCCAUACUGGAAAUCUUUGAAAGCCACAGUGAAGAUGGAUAAAGCUUUUCGAAAAUUUGCCGAACGGCUUUCAGAUGAAACAAGAAGAGCAGAAAUCGAUCCUGAAUUUCGAAAGCGCAUGAAUAUAGUUCAUGAACAAAUGAUGUCACAUUGUGAUGACGCAGUUGGAAUAGAAGAUUCCCAAAAAUUAGAUCCUAGCCGACUCUUGAAUCGUGAUUCUACAUCUGCGUCAAUCUUUGGUGGCUUGACAAGGGCCUGGAAUAUUAUUCCUCAUGAGUCGAAAGUUUCUGUAUUGAGUUACUUGGGAUCAAUGCCGAAUAGGUUAGUGAUGACUAUAGUUGACGAUGUCGUAAGUAUAGCAAAUAAAUCGGGAGGCGCAGUCGUAAUGGUGGGUCUGGCUGCUGUAUACCUCUGCUACAAUGCCUGUGUUGAUUUGAUUCGUUGGUGGAAAGGUGAAAUAUCAGGAAAACGAUUCAUAAAAAAUUUGCUGGAUUCAGGGUUCACAAUAGGAGCAGGUAUGGCAGGUGGUAUUAGUGGAGCUGCUUUGGGAUCAGCUGUGGGCCCUAUUGGGACUGUAGUCGGAGGUAUAGUUGGUGGAUGGGUAUGCGCAGCCGGAACGGAUUACUUGUCUGAUUGGUUGACACAAAAGUUGUUUGGGCUACCAAAAGAAGAAGCUCUGGAAAACGCUUAUCGACAAUUGGGUGUGAAAAUGACAGCUUCUAACGCAGAGGUCAACACCGCAUUCCGCAAGUUGUGUCUUCAACACCAUCCAGACAAAGGAGGAAACCAGGAAGAUUUUCUUAUCGUUCAGUGUAAUAUGGGAAUAAUUAAACUAGCUAGAGGAGAUUUUUAAUUCUAUCUUGAUAACUUUAGUUUAGUUGACAAAUAAACAUUUGUUAGGUGUAUACUAGCCAAUCCUGGCCAAAAGUCCUUGGGACAACCCAAAAUUUUCGCAUGUAUUUAUUGUUUUCUGCAGGAAAGCAGAUUUAACGCAAAAUAUGCUUUUGAACCGAACCCCCCUCCCCUCCCCCGUUCAAUGUUGAUUUUGGGGGCAUCCUUAAGUAAAAUUGUAAGAACUUUCAACAUUGAGUUGGAGUGGGGGAGGGGAGGGGACUGGGGCGUUGUCUUUAGAAUUCAAGGGUGGAAAAGUUUGAGUGUCCCAACACUUUUGUCCAGGAUUGUAGCUUGCCAUAGAUUGUUGCCACUGCCAUAAGUCCUGCAAAUUAGUUUUUAAUUAAAGACAAUAACAAUUUACUGUUUAUAUCUGCAUGCUAUGAAUGCAUGUAAACGUUAACUUUGGGAUUUUGGUUAGCUGUACUUCUCUACUACAUUGUAACUGUAAGUGAAUACUAAUUGUAUAUGGGCCAUUAGUCAUUAAAAGUCACAUAUUUAGA